AUGUUCUACAUAAACGCUUCGUUAAUUGGUGAGAGCAGCGAUUCGCGUGACGAAGACCUUUUGAGCAUUGAUGAUGUUUUUGAUGGGAUCACCAAAGGUGAUAUGGGCAAGCAGAUUGAAGAUAUGUUGUUAUCUGGUCGUGUGCACAUGAUCUCACGUCAGUCAACCCAGCGUUUCAAGGCGAAGCUCUACUGUAAAACGCUCGAUGAUUACAGAGUAAACAUUUAA
Messenger RNA from Anisakis simplex (herring worm), 228 nucleotides. The record is from the annotation of a GenBank genome assembly. Lineage: Eukaryota; Metazoa; Nematoda; Chromadorea; Rhabditida; Anisakidae.